This is a messenger RNA of Panthera uncia (snow leopard), 1350 nucleotides long. RefSeq names its product testis-specific serine/threonine-protein kinase 5-like. Gene Ontology annotation, cellular component: cytoplasm. Gene Ontology annotation, biological process: protein phosphorylation; intracellular signal transduction; microtubule cytoskeleton organization. The transcript is spliced from 7 exons. Gene Ontology annotation, molecular function: tau-protein kinase activity; ATP binding; protein serine/threonine kinase activity. Bases 1 to 990 code for a protein of 329 amino acids. The record is from RefSeq and is a predicted model, not a curated record. NCBI's taxonomy places the organism in Eukaryota, Metazoa, Chordata, Mammalia, Carnivora, Felidae.
AUGCCCUACUGCCCCACUGAGGUCCUGUGUCCUGGCCACCUGCAAACCCCUGGCCACGGCCUGGACUCUCAGCACCUCUGCAAGGACGUCCUGCCUGGCCUCUACCGCGGGACUCCCGCUCACCCAACCUUCCGGAAUCACUUGGUGGUGAUCCGGUUUGAGCCCCCAGAUGUGAACGCCUACCAUGGGAUGGGCAUGUUGGGCACGGCCUGUGAACAGGCAGUGCCUGGCACAAGGCAGGUGCUCAGGAACAUUAGCUGCUACUGCCCAGGGCAACGGUGCCCAGAGAAGACUCUGGAGGCCACGGGAAGAAGGGCCGACCACGUUGGCUACCGUCUCCUAGAGCUGGAGGUGAGCUGGACCGCCCUGCCCUCCGUGAAGGGCAGUGCCAGGCGAAAGCUGGGCCAGCGAAACUUCAUGGAGCAGGUGCGUGAAUGCAGGGACAAUGGCUACCUGCUCUCUUCCAGGAAGAUGGGCUCUGGGGCCUUCUCCAAAGUCUACCUGGCCUAUGCCACACGUGAGCGCAUGCAGCACAACGCCAAGCUGGCCUCCGACCUGCGGGGCAAGCACCAUGCCAUGCCAAGCUCGGCAAUGUGCACAAAGGACAUGGGGCCUGUCCGUGUCCCCCUCCAGGGGCUGUGGUCUACACACAACGGCCACCCCCCACCCCUGCAGGUGGCUAUCAAGAUCAUCUCCACUGCCGAGGCCCCUGUGGCGUUCUCCCAAAAGUUCCUGCCUCGUGAAAUAUCAUCACUCAAUGCUACCUAUAAGCACCUGAAUGUGGUGCGGCUGUACGAGACCUACCGGAACAGCCAGCACUCCUACUUGGUGCUGGAGCUGGCAGCCCGCGGCGACCUGUUGGAACACAUCAACUGGGUGUCGGAACGCCGCUGCAGCCCGGGGCUGGAUGAGGAGGAGGCCCGCAGACUGUUCUGGCAGCUCGUCAGUGCCGUGGCCCACUGCCACAGCUCCGGCAUUGUGCAUCGGUGAGGGCGCUGCCGCCUCUGCAGCCUGCUCCCACACCCGCAUCAAGAGGCCACCCAUCUGAGCCCAGGACCAGCACCUCUUCCCCUUCCCCUUCCCCAUGCAGGGAUCUAGAGUGUGAGAAUAUCCUCCUAGAUGACCGAGGCCUCCUCAAGCUGACCGGUGAGCCUUUGGCCCAGCCCCUACCCUCUUCCCUAGAUUAUCCUGACUCGUGACCCAGCUGGACCCUCAACCCUCCCAGGAGGCCCAGCCCCACCCCUGCCCACAGCUGCACUUGCAGAAACCUACACACGCCACGUCUGCCCCCCAGUCAUCCCGCCCGAGCCCUCGCUCUCUCGCCCUCCUGCUCCUCACCCGGGGGACUGC